Balaenoptera musculus (blue whale) is the source of this 2007-nucleotide messenger RNA. It is a transcript of the gene FFAR1, whose product is annotated as free fatty acid receptor 1. The transcript has 2 exons. The record is from RefSeq and is a predicted model, not a curated record. Bases 371 to 1285 code for a protein of 304 amino acids. Gene Ontology annotation, molecular function: bioactive lipid receptor activity. Lineage: Eukaryota; Metazoa; Chordata; Mammalia; Artiodactyla; Balaenopteridae. Gene Ontology annotation, biological process: G protein-coupled receptor signaling pathway; positive regulation of calcium ion transport; positive regulation of cytosolic calcium ion concentration. Gene Ontology annotation, cellular component: plasma membrane.
ACUGCCCAUCCCGGCCACCCUCCCUCAGGGGACUCCUGAGCCUCAGAGACAUCUGGCAGAACCAAGAGAGUCUCAGAAAUCAAGAGGCCUUCCCUCUUCCGGGACCUGCACGCCUGUGUUCCAUCUCCUCCCGUUACACCGCGAUCGCUCGCUUCAUUUUAAGGGGGCACGUGGUGGAGAGGAAACAGAGGACUGACGGCUAGUGGUCCUCACUUCUAAUCCAGGCCGCCUCCCCCUGCCGGCGUCUGUCUCCCCAGCUAUCCCACUGGAUGGCUUCUCGCACCCUGAGCAAGUGCUGAAACCAGUCUGUGACUCUGGGAGCCCCCUUUCCCGGGCCCUGAGACCUGAGGGCAGGGAGCCAGUGGCGCGCAUGUGGGGCCCCAUGGACCUGCCCCCGCAGCUCUCCUUCGCCCUCUACAUGGCCGCCUUCGCCCUGGGCUUCCCGCUCAACGCCCUGGCCAUCGCAGGUGCCGUGUCCCACGCCCGGCUGCGCCUCACCCCCAGCCUGGUCUAUGCCCUCCACCUGGGCUGCUCUGACCUCCUGCUGGCGACGUCUCUGCCCCUGAAGGCGGCGGAGGCCCUGGCCGGGGGAGCCUGGCCCCUGCCAACCUCACUCUGUCCUGCCUUCGCCCUGGUCCACUUCGCUCCUCUCUACGCGGGCGCCGGCUUCCUGGCCGCCCUGAGCGUCGGCCGCUACCUGGGAGCCGCCUUCCCCUUGGGCUACCAAGCUGCCCGGAGGCCGCGCUAUUCCUGGGGCGUGUGUGUGGCCAUAUGGGCCCUUGUCCUCUGUCACCUGGGGCUGGUCUUCGGGUUGGAGGCUCCGGGAGGCUGGCUGGACAACACCACCAGCUCCCUGGGCAUCAGCAAGCCAGUCAACGGCUCUCCAGUCUGCCUGGAGGCCUGGGACCCGGCCUCGGCGGGCCCCGCGCGCUUCAGCCUCUCGCUGCUGCUCUUUUUCCUGCCCCUGAUCAUCACGGCCUUCUGCUACGCGGGCUGCCUCCGGGCGCUGGCCCGCUCAGGCCUGAGCCACAGACGGAAGCUAAAGGCGGCCUGGGUGGCCGGCGGGGCUCUGCUCACGCUGCUGCUCUGCUUGGGACCCUACAAUGCCUCCAACGUGGCUGGCUUCCUGCACCCCAGCAUCGGAGGCUGCUGGCGGAAGCUGGGGCUCAUUACAGGUGCGUGGAGCGUGGUGCUCAACCCACUGGUGACCGGCUACUUGGGAGGGGGCGCUGGCCGGGGGACAGCGCGUGGGGCAAAAACAAAAGGGGGGCCGUCCCAGAAGUAGUCAUCACUGCAGAGGGGAAGGGGCAGGGAGCAGGAGAGCCAGACUGUUUCUCCAGGCGCUUGGCGAGGGCUGCUCUGAAGGAACUGCAGGGUGGUUUUGCCUGGGGGGCAUCCCCGGAGCCACUCAUGGGAAGAACUGAGCCUGGCAGAAGAUGGCAUCCCAGGUGGAGAGAAGAGUGGAGGCCUGGAGCUGGGUCACAGGAGGAAGGUAAGCUGCCUCGGCACACAUCUGCGCGAUUUCCCACCUCUGUCCGUUUCUCUUCUCCCGAGUCCUGACUGGCCUGACUGCCCGUGUGCCCUGAGGGGAAGGAGGAGGGAGGUUUGCUUCUAAGCCAGAGGAACUGCCGCCACUCUGAUGGUCUACUUUGGGAGAUGUUACUCCAUAAUCAUUUCCUAGGAAAGACCAUUUUGAAUUUCUGAAUAAGAGGCCGGAGGAGGCAAGGUAAUGACACUGUUAUACCGCUUGACACCACAAGGGAGCAGCAUUAGAAAUGUGAACAGGACGCUGGUAGGAGAAGAUGCCAGGGGAAGGGAAAACACUAGCAACUCCAGAAAUACACGUGACAGUCACCACGCCAAGUGCUUUACAAGCGUUGUCUCAUUUCAUCCUCCCACAUUCCUUCGAUUCAGCCAUGCGGCUGCUGUACAGAUGAGCAGGACUGCUCACUGCAAGAGGGUGUCAGGCAGAGGCGCAAACACCGACGAAAUUCUACCCUGUGCUUU